AUGGAACAGAUUCGUUUGACAUCUAAAUCCCAUCGUGAGACAUUGCAGUUGGGCCUCAAAUGGAAAGCGGGAGACACCUACAUAGCAAAUGAGUCGCAACGAUGUCUCCGACCUCUGACUCAUAAUACGUGUAAUUUACGCGGGGCUAUAGACCGCGACAAAUUGCGUCGCUCUACCCUGUCCACAAUAUGGAAAAACAAAGAAAUAAUUCUCCAAGCUGCGGGCGAGGGGAAAUCUUCCAAAAAAUUAAAGAACCCUAAAUACGAAGAUUUGGAUCACGCUAUACUAUGGUUUCACCGACAGCGCCAGAAUAAUAGACCUAUCUCGGGGCCGCUCGUAAAGCUAAAAGCUAAGGCAGCUAAUUUUGCUGAAGAACUUGGUUUUACUUCUUUUAAAGCAUCAGAAGGAUGGCUCGGAAAAUUCAAGCAACGUCAUCAUAUCAACUAUGGUAAAAUAAGUGGGAAAGCACGAAGUGAUACGAAUGUGACUUAUGAUUGGAUUAAUAGAGAGACUGCGGAAGUGUGUGUAGGCACAUCGGUGGGGACGAUCACCGAACCAGACUGCCUGGGCCCAUGCGAGCCUGGUACAUCGGUCACGCUGGAGGGCAUCGUGUGGCACGAAACGGAAGGUGGAGUGCUUGUGGUGAAUGUCACAUGGCGAGGAAAGACUUACGUGGGCACACUGCUCGACUGCACGAGACAUGACUGGGCACCGCCGAGAUUCUGCGACUCACCGACUGAGGAGUUAGACGCGCGGACACCAAAAGGUCGCGCAAAACGUGGCCGCGGUGCAAACCCCACAGAUAUGACAAACUUCACAGAAACCCGUUCGUCGGUUCACAGCAAACUGCGAAAUGGUGGGGCAAAGGGACGGCGGGCCCUCCCAUCUCCCACGCCCUUCACUCCCCCACGACCAGACUCUAAGAGAAAACGCAACUCAGAGGCAGAGGAAAGACCCCCCACUCCCAAGGCGAAAAGACCCCCACCAACCCCCUCAUCACCCCCACCGGACCCAGUUCUCCUUGAAUGUCCUGAACCGAAUUGCUCCAAAAAGUACAAACACGCGAACGGCCUUAAAUACCACCGGUCACACGCGCACGGGACUCCUGAUGACGAAGACAAAGAUGGUUCAAGUUCUGAACAGGAAGAACCCACACCAGAACCUGGUUCCCCGGCCCGGCCGCCUUCGGAUCCGGCGACCCCGGCCACGCCUGUCAAAUCCCCUACCCCGACCAAGUCUCCAGAGGAGAAAAGUGAUAAGAGUGAGGAGAAAUCUCCGGAAAAGGCGGAACCUGUAGAAUCACCGCCUCAACCUCGGUUCGAGGAGUUCGCGGCGACACCAGAGCCCACCCCUCCGGUGGAACCGCCUCAGACACCGCCCGCCCCGGCCACUCCGCCACCUGAGACUUUACCCUUGCAGCCUACCCAGUUCAAGGUAAAACCACGAUCAGCCCUGAUGCCUUCAGAUGAACGAAAAUCCACCGAGUCUCCUCCAGAUGAGUCCCCAGGAAAGCGGCGGGCUCGCCGGUCCCCGACACCUGGGGUCCGAUCCCCGGCCUAUUCAGACAUAUCAGAUGACAACGCCCCUACAGAGGGAGCGCCUGAAAAUGAACCUCAGCAUCGACCCUUCCCAGUGUUCCAUCAGUACUAUGGUCAGCCGCCGUAUCUGCCCCCUACGCACCCAGCGAACCAGCCGCCGCCUCCCAACUCGGAUAAAGGCAAGGAAGACCUUAGUAAGGGAGACCCUAAAGUUGAUCACAAGGACGGAAAACCAGAAAGCGGUCAGCAAAAAGUACUUCCGCAGCACUUCUAUCCUUACAACUACGUCCCGAAUUUUCCAUACAACGUAGAAACGGGCCCGCCGCCAGGACCCCCUCUAGAUGACAAGGGAAAAGACAUGGACAGGUCCAAGACCACACCUAGCCCUCUGGACAAAAGCAAGCCUCGACCGGAUGGGAAAGAGCCUCCCAGGCCCAAUGAUACGCAUCAGAUACUGAAAGAGAGCAUUGAGAUGAAAAACCAAAUGGGUCCCUAUGCCUUCCAGAGGCCACCUCACGCGAGAGAAGAGGAAUUGAGAAGAUACUAUAUGAGCUUGGAACAGCGCCGUAAAGAGGGGGGUGACUCUAAAUCGGGACCAGGGUCUGUAGGACCAGGUGGGGGGUCAGGACCUGGAGGGCGGCCUCCGCAGCCUGCACACAAGAUGAAGGACAAAGAUGACAAGCCUAAGGAGGAGGUCAAGGUGAAACAGGAAGGGCAGAAGCCGACGACAGAGACGCAGGGGCCGCCCCCACCGCCCACGUCCCAAUACUACCUCCCGCCCUAUAUGCAAGCCCCGCAUUACGGCGCUCUACCCUUCGACCCCGUCUAUCGGGCCCCUUUGAGUCCCAUGCUGGUCCCUGGUUUCGGGGGCGGUUGGACGGUCCCGCGGUACCACGCCCCGGAAGACCUGGCAAACCUCCUCGUCCGGAGCCCCCCAAGGAGUCCCCGCGCUCCCCCCCCACCGCAGAGACACGUCCAUACCCAUCACCACACCCACGUGGGGCUCGGAUACCCGCUCUACCCUCCGCCUUAUCCAGCAGCGGCCGUGCUAGCGAGCACGCAGGCGGUCGUCAACUCCUUCCCGACUCCCCCUAAAUGA
Molecule: messenger RNA, 2637 nt
Organism: Pieris macdunnoughi
Lineage: Eukaryota; Metazoa; Arthropoda; Insecta; Lepidoptera; Pieridae
Source: the annotation of a GenBank genome assembly